AUGAGCUUAUUCAUCGUGAAUUCGUCACCAUCGCGCCUUGUGAUUUACCCGUAUUUGAUUUACCACUCGCAGGUGAGGGGGCAGUACGACUUCAGCCAGCGGUUCCUGCGGGCGCGCCGGACGUUCUAUCUCGGGGCCGACGACAUCCGGUCGCUCAGGCGGCGGAUCGACGACCUCGCCUCGGCCGAGUCUGCUGCCGGUGGCGACGCGCCCAAGCCGAAACCGGUGUCGACGUUCGUGGCGCUGGCGGCACUGAGCUGGACGGCGUUCGUUCGUUCCAAGGGGCUCGGCGCAGGGGACGACACGUACCUCAUGUUCCUCGCCGACCUGCGCUCCCGCCUCGACCCGCCUGUCAGUGAGGCUUACCUGGGCAACUGCGUGCGCGCGUGCUUGGCCAGCUGCGCCGACGCGGCGGACCUCCUCGGCCAGUCCGGCAUCCUCCGCGCGGCGCGGGCCGUGCAGGCGGCUGUGGCGGAGAUGGAGGCGGCGCCGUUGUCCGGGACGGACAAGGGGUGGAUGCAGAUGCUGAUGCGGCUGCCGUUUCAGCGGAUGACCAACGUGGCGGCGAGCCCUCGGUUCCGGGCCUACGAGGCGGCCGACUUCGGGUUUGGGAAGCCCGCGCGCGUGGAGCUGGUCUCCAUGAACCACGACGGUGAGAUGGUGCUGGUCGGUGGCCGGCGCGACGGCGAGGUGCAAGCCUCCGUGUCCAUUGACCCGGCGCACAUGGACGCAUUCAAGGCCUGCAUCCUCGGCUAG
Molecule: messenger RNA, 756 nt
Organism: Triticum turgidum subsp. durum (durum wheat)
Lineage: Eukaryota; Viridiplantae; Streptophyta; Magnoliopsida; Poales; Poaceae
Source: the annotation of a GenBank genome assembly